AUGUCUAAGCCAUCAAUCGGCUUUGUUGGUCUGGGAGCCAUGGGUUUCGGCAUGGCUACCCAUCUAGUGAAGGAAGGAUAUCCCGUUCAUGGAUUCGAUGUCUUCUCUGCUUCAAUAGAGCGCUUCAAGGCUGCCGGCGGUAUUCCAGCCUCCUCACUACAAGAUUCUGCCCGCGAUAAGUCAUACUAUGUGUGUAUGGUAGCGUCUGCGCCUCAAGUGCAAUCCGUUCUUUUCGUCGAAGAAGGCAUUAUUUCCGCUCUCCCACAGAAUGCGACCCUAAUUUUGUGCUCGACAGUUUCGGCUUCUUAUGCCAAAUCCGUUGCAGCGGAGUUACAAUCUCGCGGACGCAGCGAUAUCCAUUUCAUCGACGCACCCGUAUCUGGCGGUGCUAUACGUGCCGCUGACGGAACUCUUUCUAUAAUGGCCGGUGCACCAGAUAAGGCGCUGGAGAGCGGUAAAUUUCUGCUCCAGGCCAUGUCCGAUGCAAAGAAGCUGUACCUAGUACCCGGUGGUAUUGGCGCAGGAAGUAACAUGAAGAUGGUACAUCAAGUACUGGCCGGAAUUCAUAUCCUUGGAGCGAGCGAGGCAAUGGGCUUUGCGGCACAACUCAGCUUGGACGCGACAACGACGGCAGAUGCUAUCAAGUCGUCGAAAUCAUGGACGUGGAUGCAUGAGAAUAGACUUCAGCGCAUGCUUGACGAGGACUGGAAUCCUGGUGCUAGUGCUUUGACUAUUAUAUUGAAGGAUAUCGGUAUUAUCACAACUUCUGCACGCCUGAGCCAAUUCCCAACUCCUCUUGCUUCGACGGCUGAGCAGAUUUACCUUUCUGCUCUUCUGCAGGGCUAUGGAGCCAAAGACGACUCAUCUGUGGUCCGUCAGUAUUUCCCAGAGCCUAUUUUGAAGGUUUCAAGCAUUCUGUCGGCCGAGGAGAAGGCAGAUGCCCAAAAGCUUGUGCUUGAUAUGAUGGAGUUGACAAAUCUCGUUGCCGCGGCUGAGGCCAUCGCAUUUGCGAAAUACCUCGAUGUUGACCUGGAGCAGUUCUUUUCCCUGGUCAGUGAUGCUGCGGGAUCUAGCCGACAAUUUGUGACGAAGGGGCUGGAGAUGAUAUCAGGCGAUAUUACCGAGGAUGCUGAAACAGUCGACGAGGCUACCUCUCGUUUGGAGAAGGCGGUGCAAAAGGCGAGAGAUCUGCACUGUCCAUUGCAUCUUGGAAAUUCGGCGUUGAGUGUUCUAUACCUGGCUAAGAAGGCUGGGCUGGGUGCCAGUCGCAGUGCCAAGAUAAUUGAUAUCUUCCAAGGUCAGGUAUAG
Messenger RNA from Penicillium taxi, 1308 nucleotides. RefSeq names its product NAD(P)-dependent oxidoreductase. Lineage: Eukaryota; Fungi; Ascomycota; Eurotiomycetes; Eurotiales; Aspergillaceae. The transcript is spliced from 2 exons. Bases 1 to 1308 code for a protein of 435 amino acids. Gene Ontology annotation, molecular function: NADP binding; oxidoreductase activity; NAD binding. The record is from RefSeq and is a predicted model, not a curated record.